Messenger RNA from Linum trigynum, 3728 nucleotides. Lineage: Eukaryota; Viridiplantae; Streptophyta; Magnoliopsida; Malpighiales; Linaceae. The record is from the annotation of a GenBank genome assembly.
AAUUAACUAUACAAAUUGUUCAUCACCAAUCUAGAAAACUCAAGAAAAUUGAAGCAAAUCACAAAUUAUCCAUAAAUAACAUGAUUAAUUGAAAGCUUCUUCCUUUCAAUUAAGUUUGUUCACUCUCCACUCGAUAACAUCAACUUUAUUCUACAUAAUUAGAAAAAAAAAAUUAGACAUGUAUCCACAAACAUAAAUAAGAUUAGUUGUUUAGAAUAUUAAAUAUACCGAGAAAAUUAAUUAUAUGGGAAUGGGCGGGUACCCAUGGGACAGGUUUACCUAAACCCAAACCCAACCCAACCCGAUGAAUAGUGAAUGGGUUUAAACCCAAACCCGACCUAAAACCCGUCAACACGAAUUUUACUCACGUUGACCGAAUAAGGUCAGAUGGGUACCCGUGAGUUCGGGUUUUGUUGUCAUCCUUAGUGACGAGUGGUGUUGCUUUCUCCCGUUUUGUCGAUAAGACAUCCUAAUCAAAAUUCAAAAUCCGACGGUAGAUGACAUCAAACCAACAAUUUGGGCCGCAGUUUUGGACUUAUGGGCUUGGUUUGGGAUAGUUGUCAACGGGCUUGGAAAUUAUGUAACUAUGGACCACAGGAGUACGAGUGUACGACUAGUCCUGUUUUUUUUUUAGAGUUAUUAUUGCUGUUUUCAUUGACUUAUGAAUAUCAUAAUUAUUAUGUGGAAAAAAAUAUAUAAUUUUUUUCUUCCAGAUCCAAGAAAAUAUUUUGUAAAAAGAAUGAGGGAGGCAUGUGAAAUGUUUUCUCUCCAUUCAUUCUCUGAAAUAAAGAAAUAUUGUUUGAAAAUCAGAAUUGCAAGGCCGGGACGGGGAAGGAAGAGAAAGAGGAGACAGGAGAGGGGGAGGUUUUGAUGAGGGUUGCAUCUUGAAUUUCUUAAAAUUUGAUCGAUUGACAUUAGCAGCCUCCCCAGGAGCUGUCAUCAGUCAGUCGAUCACGCGUACAGGAAGAAUCUCCUCACUUCUCCCACUUCCCUCGCCGCCCGGCAAAUUGUUGCAUUACCUUGUCGACGCAAGAAAUGGGUCCUCGACGUUUUGCUCUGCCGUGAAGGUUUUUUCAAGGCAUUCAUCAUUCGGGAGAAGAGGAAUUGUUGAUGGGUCGCCGUCGAAAUGAGGUAGCGGAGAGGUGUUCAAUCAAGACCAUGAACUGUUCAGGCGGGCCGGCACCGGCAAGGGUCAAGAAGUCGACGUAUGAGACUAUACAUGAAGUUGCCAUCUAUAUUCACAGAUUUCACAAUCUCGACCUCUUUAGACAAGGAUGGUAUCAAAUUAGGAUAUCCAUGACCCCGGAUGGAAAUGGGUGCACUUUGCUUACAACUCCUUCUCGAGUGAUCCAAUAUGAAGCAGCUGAAAAUGGUAGCAGAUCUGCAUAUGGAGUGUGGCAGAUUGAUGACACGGAGAACAGCUUCGCAACACAGCCUUUUUGUAUCAAAUAUGCGAGACAAGAUGUAUAUUUAUCUAUCAUGGUCUCCUUCAUUCUAUCCCUCAGUUCGUUUGAGGCUCCUCCUUCAUCUGGUGUGAUUCUGAGGUUUGAGCUUUUGUCUACCUUCGAUGCAGAGAAUGGGUCUUCUCUGCAAUUUCCAACGGACCUUGAUCCAGUUGCAGUUCAUGAAUUUCGAAUUCCUUCAAAAGCUCUGUUAGGAUUGCAUACUUAUUGCCCUGUACAGUUUGAUUCCUUUUAUCCUGUUCUCGUCGAUACUAGCAUACAUAUUACCAUGUUGGAAGCUUCAUCUAAACGUUCAUCCAAGGCACUAGAUCUAGUGAUCUCCGAUGGUCACAAGCAUGCCAUGCUCAUUAAAGCAUUAAUGGUUACUCGUGAUAUACUUCUCGGAGAUCUUCGAAAAAUCAGCAAAGAAAUUGAUCAAGCACUUGACUUGACUGAGUUUUUUCCUGAUCUAGAUGACAAACAACUGUCCUCCCUCGUGCAAUUUAAUCCAGUCCAUGGCAACAAGGUUUCUCAGGUCUUGCCCGAACCAGAAGAUACUUUUGAGGUUGAUCUAUCAAGUUCCCUGCAAUUACUGAGAGACCAAAUUUUUUUUCUAUGGAAUACAUUCUUUGCAUUUCACAGGGCUAAUGGGAAAAAAAUACUAGAUUCUCUUCAUCAUACUUGGGGUGAUAAUAGAAGAGCUGAAUGGUCAAUAUGGAUAGUAUACUCAAAAGUAGACAGGUCGUUUGCUAAUGGCCUCCUUGAAAAGGCUUCUUCAACUCUAAGGAAGUUCCUAAAUGAUCCUGUGCGGACUUCAAGUGCACGGGCUGGCCUUCACCGUCAAAGCAUUGCACAAAUGAAGAUAAACAACCGAUCACUCCAAGAUAUGCAUAUAUACAGAGACCCAUCACACAUUCCUAUUAUCACGAUAGACCAUUUUGUGAAUUCCCCUUCACAUAAAACUGGAGGACAUUCAUAUUUGAAGAAUAAACCAAACACAUCAAUGCAAAUGGAUAAUUCAUCUACCGAACCUUCAAAAAUUUUGAAGGUGGUUGUGUUUGUGCACGGGUUUCAGGGACAAAGCCUAGAUUUGAGACUUGUUCGCAAUCAAUGGCUUUUGAUAGAUCCCAAAGUGGAGGUUCUUAUGUCAGAGGCAAACGAAGAUAAAACAGAAGGGGACUUUAGGGAUAUGGGUUUAAGGUUAGCUGAGGAAGUAACAUCUUUCAUGGAAAAGAAAAUCGAGAGAUCCUCAAGAAGUGGGAAUGUAACAGAAGUAAAGCUGAGUUUUGUUGGGCAUUCCAUGGGAAAUAUCAUCAUAAGAGCAGCAUUAUCAGAGAGCAUUAUGGAGCCGUAUUUGAGAUACUUGCACACAUACCUUUCUGUAUCUGGCCCACACUUGGGGUACAUGUACAGUUCGAACAUGCUAUUCAACUCUGGUCUCUGGUUCUUGAAAAAGUUUAAGGGCACUCAAUGCAUUCGCCAGCUUACCUUCUCAGAUGAUCCGAAUCUUAGGAAGACUUUCUUAUACAAACUUUCUAAGCACAAGACCCUUGAGAACUUCAAGAACGUGAUCCUCGUUUCCUCGCCACAGGACGGCUACAUACCAUACCACUCGGCCAGAAUCGAGGCAUGCCCAGCAGCACUUUUAGACUACUCGAAGAAGGGCAGAGUCUUCUGGGAAAUGCUCAACCAUUGCUUGUGCCAGCUACAAGCUCCUUGUUCUUCUAAUCAACGAAUCUUCAUGCGCUGCGAUGUCAACUUCUACAUCCCAUCCUCCAACAGAAACAACUUCAACUCCAUCAUCGGGCGAACUGCUCACGUGGAGUUCCUGGAAUCGGACAACUUUGCCAUGUUGGUUAUGGGGUCUUUCCCUGAACUGUUCGUCUAGUAGAUUGCAUGGUUCCAACUGCCAUAGGGAUAGAACAAUAGAGCAUACUGGAGACAACAGAAGUUUAUCGCCCGAUGAACAAGGAAAAGAAACAAGGUUAUGAGCAACGUGACGAGUGUGUAAAGCGAAAGAAUGACAUUCUAAUGGAUCACAGUUCUUUCUUUCAUUAUCUAUUUAUCUUGGCUUCGUUGGAGCUUAAUGUAUGUAUGUAUGCAAGCGAUGCAUUGUUAUUGCUAUUUCUAUCUUUACUACUUGAGGGAAUGGGAGGAUUUCCAUUUCAGGGGAAUCAGAUUUUGUGUUCAACUGUAAAAUCGUAAUUGGCGGUCCGACCGAUAAAAUCUUCUAUUGGAUGCUAAAUUAGUAGUCAGUAUUUAACUUAUUAAACUGUUAAAUCACGG